Xenopus laevis (African clawed frog) is the source of this 12042-nucleotide messenger RNA. RefSeq names its product tetratricopeptide repeat protein 28 (gene ttc28.L). The transcript is spliced from 22 exons. NCBI's taxonomy places the organism in Eukaryota, Metazoa, Chordata, Amphibia, Anura, Pipidae. Bases 1155 to 8198 code for a protein of 2347 amino acids. The record is from RefSeq and is a predicted model, not a curated record.
CUUAUAAAAAGCCUGCACUUAGGUUAACCUAUUAUUAUUAUUAUUAUUAUUAUCGCCAAGAAACUGCACAGUACUGACCUUACCUUAAAGCUAUGUUUAGGUUAGGUGUUUAAUUGUCAAAAUCAGAAUUCUUGUUUAAAUGUGCAUUCAUUAAAGAGCUAUGUAGUAUGUUGCAUUGUGAAAUGCAUACAUGCAAAAGUGCUCUGUUCUUAGGGAAAUAAAAGAUCAGAGUGCUGCUGGCAUAGAAUGCUGGAGACACAUGAGAUGAGCUGACUAGCAAUAAGACCCUGAAGCCUGUGGCACUGUCUUGAGCAAGGCAGUGCAGCCUCUGCAUAUACUAGAAGGGAAGGAAGUCAUUAGUGUAGAGGAGUACAUUUUGUUGGUGUUGCAGGAUUUCCUUCCAGCAUUUCCCAACCAAAAUUCCAUGGUUUUUAGGGAAUUUUGUUGUUGUUUCUGUUUUCAGUUAAUUGGGAGCCCUUAGAAGUGCCCACACAGCACCAUUCCUGCUCACAUUGCUCUCAGGAUCUCAGGCAAAGCAGCAGAUUUUUCAUCUCUUAUGGGACCGGACCUUGGAAUUUACUUUUUUUGGAGGAAAGAUGCAGGAAGGCGGCUGUAAAUCUUUGCGCACAACUGCAAAGCUGCCUGGAGGACAGUGAGUUUCAGAGAAGGGGGAUCAGACUGUGGACAUGAGCAAAUCAGAUGUAUACUGGGCAACCUGAACCAACAGGACACUUCUGGCUUUUGGAUUGCAGAUGUGAGCAUUUGUGACAAAAGAAAACUGCUGUAAUCUGGGCUACAAAAAAGGCAUCUUUUUUCCCCUAGCACCAUGAAACCCUGGAUGUUAUAUCACAGCAGCAUACUGCCUUCGCUCCUUCUAUGAUCUGCUUACCAUUCUUCUUAUUUCGGGCUUUCUUUAAAAAAAAAAGAAAAAAAAAUAUUUUCUGCUUUGGAUUUGUCAAAGAGGAAACUGGAAUCACAGUCUCAGGUUUUAUUUAUUUUUUUUGCUUUUUAACAUUUUGGUUUCCCAAAAAAAAAAAAAGUGAAUAUGCUCCAUGUUUAAAGGGGAAAGAAGCAUGACUAUCGCCAACUGUAUAAUCCUCAUUUUUGCACCUAUCUUUCAUAUAUCUUGAUGCUCAACAUUUUUGCCUUCAAAUAUGAUGAAAUGGCAGCCCCGGAAGAAGGCAUACUUCAGACAGGGUGUAGCCCUCCAGUAUCUCGGUCGCCAUGCGGAUGCACUGGCUGCAUUUGCUUCCGGCUUAGCUCAGGAUCCCAAGAGUUUACAGCUUUUGCUUGGCAUGGUGGAGGCAGCAAUGAAAUCGCCCAUGAGAGAAUCUCUGGAACCAACCUAUCAGCAGCUACAAAAGAUGAAACUGGACAAGAGCCCCUUUGUCGUUGUGUCAGUGAUCGGACAAGAACUACUGACUGCAGGACAUCAUGGUGCCUCAGUGGUUGUUUUAGAAGCUGCGCUGAAAAUUGGAACUUGCAGCUUAAAACUGAGGGGCUCAGUGUUUUCUGCGCUGAGCAGUGCUUACUGGUCUCUUGGCAACACAGAGAAAAGUACGGGAUAUAUGCAACAGGACUUGGAUGUGGCAAAGACUCUAGGUGACCAGACGGGAGAAUGCCGAGCCUAUGGAAAUAUGGGAUCUGCAUUCUUUUCCAAAGGAAACUUUCGGGAGGCACUUACUAACCACAGGCAUCAGCUUGUUCUUGCCAUGAAACUGAAGGAAAGAGAGGCAGCAUCAUCUGCCUUGAGCAGCUUGGGUCAUGUCUACACUGCAAUCGGAGACUACCCCAAUGCACUGGCGAGCCACAAGCAGUGUGUCCUCCUAGCUAAACAAUCCAAAGAUGAACUUUCUGAAGCCAGAGAACUGGGCAACAUGGGAGCAGUCUAUAUUGCUAUGGGGGACUUUGAAAAUGCAGUCCAUUGUCAUGAACAACAUUUAAAAAUUGCUAAAGAACUUGGAAACAAACGUGAGGAAGCCCGGGCUUACAGUAACCUUGGCAGUGCCUUUCACUACAGAAGAAACUUUGACAAAGCAAUGUCCUACCACAACCAUGUACUGGAACUUGCACAGGAAUUGCCGGACAAGGCGAUUGAGAUGCGAGCCUUUGCAGGUUUAGGGCAUGCUGCGAGAUGUAUGCAGGAUUUGGAGAGGGCUAAACAAUACCAUGAACAGCAGUUAUCCAUCGCAGAAAGUCUCAAGGACCGGGCAGCUGAAGGAAGAGCUUCUUCCAAUUUGGGAAUAAUUCACCAGAUGAAAGGAGAAUUUGAUACUGCACUGAAACUACAUAAAACUCACCUUUCCAUCGUUCAAGAACUAAAUGAUUAUGCAGCCCAGGGCAGGGCAUAUGGCAACAUGGGAAAUGCAUACAAUGCACUUGGAAUGUACGACCAAGCAGUUAAAUAUCAUCGGCAAGAGCUUCAGAUCUCUAUGGAGGUCAAUGACCGAGCUUCGCAAGCAUCUACACAUGGGAAUUUAGCUGUAGCAUACCAGGCGUUAGGUGCACACGACAGAGCAUUACAGCAUUACCAAAACCAUCUAAAUAUUGCUCGGGAACUGAGAGAUAUACAGAGUGAAGCUCGAGCACUUGGCAACCUUGGAAAUUUUCAUUGCUCUCGUGGAGAAUAUAUGCAGGCUGUACCUUUCUAUGAACAGUACCUAAGGAUAUCUCCUGAUUUACAAGAUAUGGAGGGUGAGGGGAAGGUAUGCCAUAAUCUUGGCUAUGCACAUUAUUGCCUUGGGAACUAUCAGGAUGCUGUGAAAUACUAUGAGCAGGAUCUUGCACUAGCAAAGGAUCUCCACGACAAACUAAGCCAAGCCAAGGCAUAUUGCAACUUGGGUCUAGCUUUUAAAGCAUUAAUGAACUAUAAUAAAGCGGAGGAUUGCCAGAAAUACCUUUUGUCUUUGGCACAGUCCUUGAAUAAUUCUCAAGCAAAAUUCCGUGCACUUGGAAACCUUGGUGAUAUUUUUGUUGCUAAGAAAGAUAUAAAUGGUGCAAUAAAAUUUUAUGAACAGCAGUUGAGUUUAGCCCAUCAUGUCAAAGACAGGCGACUGGAGGCAAGCGCUUAUGCUGCUUUAGGCAGCGCUUACAGAAUGAUACAAAAAUACGACAAAGCACUGGGAUAUCACACACAAGAGCUAGAAGUUUUUCAAGAGUUAAAUGAUUUACCAGGUGAAUGCAAAGCUCACGGUCACCUUGCAGCAGUAUAUAUGUCUCUAGAAAAAUAUACCAUGGCCUUUAAGUGUUACGAAGAACAGCUUGAACUUGGGCAAAAGCUGAAAGAUCCUAGCAUAGAGGCUCAGGUCUAUGGAAACAUGGGCAUCACCAAAAUGAACAUGAACGUAAUGGAGGAAGCCAUUGGCUAUUUUGAACAACAGCUAGCAAUGUUGCAACAGUUGAAUGGAAAUGAUUCCAUGUUGGACAGAGGUCGAGCUUAUGGGAAUUUAGGGGAUUGUUAUGAUGCUCUGGGGGAUUAUGAAGAAGCAAUAAAAUAUUAUGAACAGUACUUAUCUGUAGCCCAGAGCUUAAAUCGUUUACAAGAUCAGUCCAAGGCUUACAGAGGUCUAGGGAAUGGACACAGGUCUUUGGGGAAUUUGCAGCAGUCUCUUGUAUGCUUUGAAAAGAGACUUGUGGUUGCUCAUGAACUGGGGGAAACGUCAAACAAAGCCCAGGCAUAUGGAGAGCUGGGAAACUUGCACAGUCAGCUAGGAAAUUAUGAGCAAGCAAUAUCCUGUCUAGAACGUCAAUUAAAUAUUGCCAGAGAAAUGAAGGACCAGAUACUUGAAAGUGAUGCAGCCUGCGGUCUGGGUGGAGUGCAUCAGCAGAUGGGGGAAUUUGAUAUGGCAUUACAGUACCAUCAACUGGACCUGCAGAUAGCAGAAGAAACAAAUAAUCCCUCAUGUCAAGCUCGAGCAUAUGGAAAUCUUGGACUAACUUAUGAAUCCUUGGGUAACUUUGAGCGAGCUGUUGUUUAUCAAGAGCAGCACCUUAGUAUUGCUGCAGAAAUGAACGACUUAGCUGCAAAGACUAUAGCCUACAGUAGUUUGGGAAGGACCCACCAUGCCUUGCAGAACUACUCACAGGCCGUUAUGUACUUACAGGAAGGCUUGAGGUUAGCAGAACAGCUGGGCCGUAGAGAAGAUGAAGCCAAAAUAAGACAUCGUCUCGGACUUUCGCUUUGGGCUAGUGGAAACCUGGAAGAAGCUCAACACCAACUUUACAGAGCUUCAGCGUUAUUUGAAACAAUAAGACAUGAAGCCCAGCUCAGCACUGAUUAUAAGCUUUCCCUGUUCGAUCUGCAAACAUCAUCAUAUCAGGCACUGCAGCGGGUGCUAAUCAGUCUCGGGCAUCAUGAUGAAGCUUUAGCAGUAGCAGAAAGAGGAAGAACAAGGGCAUUUGCAGAUCUUCUAGUAGAAAGGCAGACCGGCCAGCAAGAUUCUGAUCCUUACUCGCCUGUGACCAUUGAUCAGAUCUUGGAAACAAUCAACAGUCAGAGGGGUCUAGUGCUGUACUUUUCAUUAGCUGCUGGUUAUCUGUACAGCUGGCUCCUUGUUCCUGGUUCUGGAAUCUUGAAGUUCCAUGAACAUUACUUAGGAGAGAUCUCGAUGGAGAACACCAGUGAGUUCAAUGAAUCAGGCAGCAUGAGUUUUCAAGGCUCUAACAACUCUGUUUUAGAACAGUACAUUGCUAAUGUCCGAGAAACAUUAGGAGUGGACUCGUACUACACCAGGACUUGUGCUAGCAGUGAGACUGAAAGUGAGGCUGGAGAUUAUAUGGACCAACAAUAUGAUGACCUUAACAAUAAAAUCAACUCUGCUACAGACCCUACCGGAUUCUUAAGAAUGGUUAGCAGAAACAACACGUUUAACAGAAGUUGCCAAAGUAUGACAAGUCUUUUCAGUAAUACCAUGUCACCUGUGAAGGACAACACAUCUUCUCUUUCUCGAAAGCAAAGCUCUUUCAGUAAACCACCUCUGCGGGCUCUCUAUGACUUGCUCUUGGCUCCAAUGGAAGGGGGUCUCAUGCAUUCCAGUGGCCCAGUGGGCAGGCAUCGACAGCUCGUGUUGGUGUUAGAAGGAGAGCUCUAUCUCAUUCCUUUUGCUUUGCUCAAAGGGAGCUCAUCAAAUGAGUACCUUUAUGAACGCUUCAAUCUCAUUGCUGUACCUUCCAUUCGAUCUCUCAGUAUCAAUUCCAAGUCUCACUUCCGGAAGAAUGUUCCAAUGUACUCAAAUUCUACCUCAAUGGCGGCUGUUGUGGGCAACCCCAAACUUCCUCCAUCAGUAAUGGAUAGAUGGCUUUGGGGACCAAUGCCUUCAGCAGAAGAAGAAGCCUAUAUGGUGGCAGAGCUACUUGGAUGCCAACCGCUUGUUGGAAAUUUAGCAAUGAAAGAAAAAGUCAUGAGUGCCCUUUCUCAAGCAGAAUGUGUCCACUUUGCCACUCACAUCUCAUGGAAGCUAGCGGCUAUUAUUUUGACGCCAAACAGCGAAGGUGUUUCGGGAACAACCAAAACAUUUGGCAAUACCUAUACAAUUCCUGAAUCUCUGCAAAUGCCGGAUGAUGCCAGCGAUGUAGAAAGCAUUUCAGACUGUCCCCCUCUCCAGGAAUUUUUGCUGACUGCAGCAGAUGUUUUGGAUCUUCGGCUCCCCGUAAAAUUAGUUGUUCUUGGUUCUUAUCAGGAAUCCAGCAACAAGGUUACAGCAGAUGGUGUUAUUGGCUUGACGAGAGCCUUUUUGGCUGCAGGAGCUCAGUGUGUCCUCGUAUCCCUCUGGCCUGUUCCUGUGUCCGCUUCAAAAAUGUUUGUUCAUGCGUUUUACUCAUCUCUCCUAAAUGGAAUGAAAGCAAGUGCAUCGCUCUCUGAAGCAAUGAAAACAGUGCAAAGUAGUAAGCAAUACUCACAUCCAUCAAACUGGGCAGGAUUCAUGCUCAUUGGAAGUGAUGUGAAGCUCAACAGCCCAUCCUCACUGAUUGGACAAGCCUUGUCAGAAAUCCUUCAAAACCCAGACAGAGCAAGGGAUGCCCUCAGAGUCCUACUACAUCUGGUUGAGAAGUCCUUGCAGCGAAUUCAGAAUGGACAGCGGAAUUCUAUGUAUACAUCUCAACAGAGCGUGGAGAAUAAAGUUGGCGGAGUUCAAGGCUGGCAGUCAUUGUUGACAGCUGUAGGGUUUCGUCUGGACCCUCCAUCCAGCGGGCUUCCUGCAGCAGUGUUCUUCCCAACUUCUGAUCCUGGUGAUCGUCUGCAGCAGUGCAGUACCACCAUACAGUCACUUCUAGGUUUGCCUCAUUCGGCCCUUCAGGCACUUUGUAAGCUCAUAACUGCUUCAGAAACUGGAGAACAGCUUAUCAAUCGGGCUGUUAAAAAUAUGGUUGGAAUGCUACAUCAAGUUCUUGUUCAACUUCAGGCUGGAGACAAAGAACAUGAUUUCUCAUCAGCACCCAUUCAGGUGUCCAUCAGUGUUCAGCUGUGGAGACUUCCAGGAUGUCAUGAAUUUUUAGCAGCUUUGGGCUUUGACCUGUGUGAAGUUGGCCAAGAGGAAGUCAUUCUGAAAACAGGCAAACAAGCUAACAAGAGGACAAUGCAGUUUGCUUUACAGUCUCUUCUUGCACUCUUUGAUUCUACAGAGCUUCCCAAGCGCCUUAGUCUUGACAGUUCUUCAUCACUUGAAUCGCUGGCUUCUUCUCAGUCUGUUUCCAAUCCAAUGCCUCAAGGAUAUCCAGGUCAUCCAUUCUCACCACCUUGCCCAGACGGCAUGGCUUCAGAUGCUAUAUCUGUCUACAGUCUGAGCUCAAUUGCCUCUUCAAUGAGUUUUGUUUCUAAACCUGAGUGUCUACUAGAGGGAGACCAAAAAAUGCGUCAUGAUCAUGAAAGGCCAAAAAAUAUUUAUUCUCUUAGAACCUCAGCGUCAAGAAGCCAGUCUUCCCCUCAAUCCAACAUUUCACUUGGCAAGGAAGAGCAGGAAGAAUAUGAUGGAUUUUCUAUCAUAAGCAACGAACCACUCCUUUCAUAUACAGAAAACACCGAUUCUGGCAUCAAACAGGAUUGUCUUCAAGAAAGCAUUCAUGUGUCUGUUAAUCCUAAAGGUAGUAUAAGUACACCCAACUCCCCUGUCAAGUUGGCUUUAAUUCGAAGUCCAAAUUCUCCUUUUCAGAAAGUUGGAAAGCUUACAAGUUCUGAUACUGGAGAAUCUGAUCAGUCUAGCACCGAAACUGACAGUACAGUUAAAUCUCAAGAAGAGAACCAAAAGCUUAAUCCUGAAGAGCUGGCUCAAAAAAUAUUAGAGGAAACCCAAAGUCAUUUAAUAGCCGUUGAACGACUUCAAAGAAGUGGCAGUCAGGUGAUUAAGAGGAGCAAUUCGGCUGAUGGUACUUCAACUCCAAAUGGUGGCUCUAGUUUCAGAUCUUCUGAAACAAGUGCUUUUAGCAGACCUGUUCAGAAAGGAAUGCCAUCCCCUGUUACUGUAAAACCAAAGCCUCCAACAAGGAGUUCUUCUCUUCAGAAAGUAAGCUCAGGCUAUAAUAGCCCAGCAAACUCAGAAACAUCAUUAAAGGAAGGGAUAAGCAUUCAUAGUGGUCAAGCUUCACCAAGCUCAGAUUCUCCACACUUCAGACUAAAAUAUCCUAGUUCUCCAUACAGCUCACAUAUUUCCAGGUCCCCUCUGAACAUAUCACCAAGCUCAGGGCAUCAGUCUCCAGCAGGAAGUACCUCAUCCCCAGCAUUGUCCUACUCCUCUGCUGGAUCUGCUCGAUCCAGUCCUGCAGAUGCUCCAGAUAUCGACAAAUUAAAACUUGCUGCCAUUGAUGAAAAGGUGAAAGCUAUUCACAAUUUGAAGAUGUUUUGGACAAGUACUCCACAACAGACAUCAGGUCCGAUAAAAAUAUUACGUGGAGCUCCAGGAACAAUGACUUCAAAGAAAGAUGUUCUUAGUUUGUUGAACCUCUCUCCUAGACAUAGUAAGAAAGAAGAAGCUGCAGAUAACCUUGAACUGAAAGAAUUAUCUGUUCAGCAGAAAAACAUUGAUGCUGUCCCACAGAUUCCUCCGAAUGGACAUAAACAGACUGAAAAUAUUAAUGUAGCAAAUGUGACUCAAUCUACACCAUCCAUUAAUCUACCUGGAACACUUCGCAGCAUAAAACUGAGUUCUGGAAAUGGAUAUAAGUUCCUUUCACCUGGAAGAUUUUUUCCUUCUUCCAAAUGUUAAAUUGUCUUUUAUACGACUUUUACUGUGGUAUUGCCAUUUGUAUUUUAUGUCCAAUUGCCUUCAUUUUGUGAAAGACUAAAAUAUUACACAUGAAGCAGUGGUUAUAAUGAAAUAAAUAUAUAAUAUAAAAGCUCUCUAAAACCUAAAACUAAUAUUUGUAAUUACAUUUUACGGAAUUAUAUUUCGAAAUUCAAAGUGUGUAUUAUGUAUCAUUAACAGCAGAGGAAGGUAAGACACACAAAACCAUUUUGAUAUGCAGGCAGAAGAGGUAUUUGUUAUGCAAGCUCGGAAUCAAAUAAAAUGUUUAUAACAAGGGCCACGGACUAACACUGUACUAAAGCUUGUAUUUUUCAUGUCCUGUGUGGCCAUCUUCGGUACAGUUUUCUAAUAGAUCAACAGACAAAAUCAAUGGGUUGGACAGCAUGGAUGUUUCCUUAUUUGGGUCAUGUUUGUAUAAUUAUGUACAUCCAGCAAAAUCAUGUAAAUAUAAUCUGCUGAAAACAAAACUACAUGUAAAUGAUUAUAUUCUAUUUUUCCUAGUUCCCUGGUCCUUGUGAUUCUCUAGCCCUAGCUCUUAAUUAGGUGUAAUAAUUGUAAACUGUGAUAAUUAGCUUGGUUUGAGCCCCUUAUUUAAGUCAUAUUGUUCACAAAUGAAAAAGCUGCAGCUGCUUACAUUGAUAGAUAUAUUGACAAGUUAGUUUGUAGCUGUUCCUAAAUUGCUGCCAUUCAACUAGACAUCCAUGUAUAUUGCUAAACAUAGUGAAGCCAGCACAACAUUAUAAUUCAUACAUAUAGAUUUAUAUAGAUACAGAAUGAGCAUGUUAUAUUAGUGUCUGUGGUCUAAACAGGCCAGAUCUAUCAUCUAUUCAACCCUUUGACACUUGAAUUAGUCAACAAGAAAACUGUUGCUUGCAUCAACCCAGGUUGGUUGGUCUCUGGCAGAAGAUGGUAAUGCUGAGCAAGGUUGUGAAAGGUAUUUCAGGAAGGAAAAAAAACGCUAUAGGAUGGAGGAGGGUUAAUGCUGUUACAAUAAAAAAAAAUUAAAAAAUCUAAAGCCAAAAAAUGUAAAUGUAGCAACACAUUCUAUAUAACGAAAGCAAUAUUUAAAAUACUACUUAUAAUUUAUUCUUCAUUUGUUUUUACACCACAUUACUGAAUUUUAGGGUAUACAAAGUCAGUGGCAGAGACUCUUACUGCAUAGUCAGUGACCCAACAGCUUGUCCGCAUUUAGUAACCGUAACAACCAAUGUGAUGUUUUUAAACGGCUUACUGCUGCCUGCUGAAAGGUUGCUGUUGGUAACUUGUAGGGAUGCACCGAAUCCAGGAUUUUGUUCGGGAUUUGGCCUCUUUCAGCAGGAUUCUGAUUCAGACGAAUCUUUGUAACUGGCCGUACCGAAUCCGAAUAUUAAUUUUGCAUAUGUAAAUUAGGAGCGGGGAGGGAAAUCAGGUAACUUUUUGCCACAAAACAAGGAUGUAAAAAAGCGUUUCCAUGUUUUCCUUUUCCUUAUGCAAAUUAGGAUUGGGAUUCGGUAUUCACCCAGUUCCUUCACAAAAGAUUCAGGGAUUCCGCCCAUCCCUUGUAACUAGAUACGAAGCAAAUUUCAGACCAUUUUUUACAUGAUCCCUACUGCUUACCGUAUAUUAAAAAAACCAAAAGAGGAGCACUUGAGUAAAUGUGCAUCAAUUUCAAGUUUAGAGGACUUUGUAUACAGACAGCAGUUUUCAAGUUUGAAUUCGAGUUUUUUACUAUAUUUGAAUUUUUAGUGGAGAAAAAAAUAGAUUUUUUUCGGGGUUUUCCCUGAACCGAUUUAUUUGUUCUUUUUUAAUAAAUAAGGUCAAGUCGUGGAUUUUAGUUUGGUCUGACUUUAUUUUUUAAAUAACUAUUUGAUCAAUAUGGCCCUAAAUGUAGUCAUACUCCCUUGCACUACUUUUACAUUUUUUUUAACUGGGCUAUAGCAGAAUACAUUUUAGGGGCUUAAAAAUAUUACAUUUGGUUGAAUAUCCGUGCAGUAUAUAAUUACUGUAUGUUUGUCAAGUACAGUUUAAUGCUGACCAUGCUUUGGGCAUAGAUUAUUGCAUAAACGGAACAAUUGAGUGAUAUAUUGCCAACUGGAAUUUAUGGUUCUCUGGUUAAUGAUGUAUUCUGUUGUGUUUUGAUUCUACUAACACAUUUUUAAAUGUAAAACUUGUGUAUUAACUCUCUGUAUCACUGAAUAACUUCCAAAACAUGAUGCAAACACAUUGGUAGGGCUAAUGGCUGGAUCAUACAUCCCUGCCUGAUUGAUGUAUCUAAGGAGGAGGAGGAGGCAGUCCUCAACAGAAUACAUUAUGGUAACAGCUACUUCCUAGCUCUGGUGUAAAAUUUGGGAUACAUUGGAAACACACAUUUUUGGCCUUUCCCCCAGCCAUCCAUACGUGUCCGCAAUUUGCCUAAACUAAUUUGAAUGAUAGAACUGGAACUGGUAAAAAGUGGGACAAUUGAAAUUUAAGGUCCCACCAAAAAGUAUGCUCUAAAAGUAUUACCUGAUAGUUCUCAGACUAUUUUUCCUGGUCCUAGGGACAGGGUGUGAGCAGAACAACAUAACACAUACCUCUCUGGCUGCAUAUUGUUUAGCGCAUGCACAUCAAUCUUUGUCGUUGUGAUAGUUGGUAUGAUGCCUUAGUUCUCCAUAAUGAAAGCCUCACUUGGAACACAGGCCCAGACUUAAUUCCAUGAGAACAUUUUAUUUAAUGGUUUAUUAUGUGAAAACUUUAAGAAGAACAACUUUUUUUCCUAAUUCAGUUCCAGUUUUUCCCCCAGACCGUUAUCAUGUGAUCAUUUUUUCUUAUUGCAUUACAUCUGACUCUAUGGGAAAAUUUGAAAUUGAAUUAGAAGAUAAGUCUCAUCUUAUUGAAUCUGGCCAUGGUGUCAAAUCAUAGGACUCCACUGCCCAUACAUUAAUUUCUACAAGUAAAUGCAAACACUUUAGAUCUUCCACAAAUGUGGGCCCUCCAUUGUAUUUAGUUUUGAUGCACUUUAUAGCCCUUACAAUCACUGUAAUACAUAAGCAUGACCACACGUAUCAGAGAACUUUAACACCAUGAUCUCACAUUUGAAACAAUUUGUACAGGAUUUAGAAACAUCUCAAGUUUUGCAUUUUCUCCAAAGGCUGGUAAAUGAAAGUGACUGAAAUGCAAUUUUAUACAUACAACUAUAGGAGCUGGGUGAUAAUGCUUUUGUCUGUAUUAGGACAGGUUUCUCUAUGACAAAAUCUUGAAUGGAAAACAAAAACCCUGCUUCCCUGAAAUAUUUUAGCCACUGAUCAAUUUACAAGAUUCCUUUUUGUAACUGUACUUUGAAGCUCUAAGCUUAACACUACUGUUGUACCCACAUAUCCCUAUGCAAAACAUUUGAUUCCUAAAAUGGGUCGUCAGGUGGGAUUUUUUUUACGAUGCCCAUGGAAGCCGUGUAAAUAUUACAUUGUUCAAAGCUGCAUGCUUGUUUUGUGGUCUGAGCCCUUGAACUCCAUCUGUGUUUGUGUAUCAGUGGGAUUGAUAGAGCCAAUAUAAAAACCAAUCUGGAUGAUCGUUUAUGUUCCUUAAAGAGAGCAUUUGCUAAUGAAAAAGAAAAAAAGCUGUUGCAAGAUAUCUGUACCAACCUCAGAACGUUCUUCUGUAUCUGUGUUUCUGAUCUAUCUGGACUUUUUUGUAAAUUAGACAAUGUUUUUUUUUCUGGGCCGCACUAAACUUUUUUAUAUAAUUAUAAAAAUUUACCUUGUAAAAAGUAUUUCAUAUUUUUUAUUGAAACUGCAAAGGCAUUUUGCCUAUUUCUUUGUGACCUAAGUGUUUAUUAAAGCAUGAAAGU